Molecule: messenger RNA, 1065 nt
Organism: Psilocybe cubensis
Lineage: Eukaryota; Fungi; Basidiomycota; Agaricomycetes; Agaricales; Agrocybaceae
Exons: 1
Coding region: 1-1065 (354 amino acids)
Source: RefSeq, a predicted model, not a curated record
AUGUCCCAGAAAACCAGGCCUCGUGGUAAUUUGAAUCCCUCAUUUUCUUUGCAAACUGUUCUAACAGAUAGCAUCACAGGGCUCUUAUUAGCACUCGUUGUCUUUCCUUCUUUGACUGCCCUCGCCGUGUCCACCAUGUUUGGACGGUUCAAAGCAGCGGGAAUGGACCUACAACUACGCAGACACUGCUUGCCUUCUUCUGACGUCCACACCGACUUCCGAUUAGACUACACUGGCAUCGGAGCCAUUGACAAAACUCUCUGCCCACUCGUCACUUUUUUCCACAAUAUCAUGGACAAUCCCACCUCGAGCUCUUUUCUUUCCUAUGCAAUCGGAAUUAGCGGCCCUAUGAUCACACUCCCCCUGUUGGAAGCUUAUAGGCUGGGUCAAAGCCGCUUCGUCCUCUACCCAGUCGUGUGGGGCUUGCUCAGCCAAAUCGCAACUGUCGGGAUGGUAUUCCCUCUCUACUGGCUCGCCUUCAUCCUCACCGAAGGUGCCAAAGUGCAGCGCACAUACAAAGUCCACUCGUUCACACAGGCCGAAGCAGAGGCCAUCAUAUUCGGGAUCGUCGUCGGCGCAGUCAUUCCUUCGCUCGCCAUGCUAUUCAUGGCCGAUGCGCAUGUUACAGCGAUCUGGCAAUUAUACCCUCUAUACAUUUCUAUUGCCCAACUUGUCCAUAUGUUUAUUCGCCCACCAUCCAAGCAUUCGCAAUCCGGAAUAGUCACUAUUCGGGCACUUUAUCUAGGACUGUUCAUUGUAUCAUCGUCAAUGCACAUAUCUACAGUGUGGCCCUUGAUAAACGAUUUCAGUGCAAUCAAGGAGCUGCUUCUACCCUCAUCAUCGGCCAUUCACCCUUCCAAAGACAUUAACAACCACCUAUUGGAAUUUUUAAAGUGGGAUGUCAUAAUUGCAUACUCGGCCACAGCAUUGGCCAUGUUAUGGUUCUCAAAGAACGUCAAACAACUCAUCACGAUCCUUCUCUGGUAUGCCGUUGCCAUACCUGUAUUCGGUUUUGGUGCCGCUGUGAUGGGAGUCGCUAUCUGGAGGGAUGGAAUUUUGAAUUGA